GAAUGAUAAAGCAACAACAAUGUGAACCACUACCUCAAACAUCACAUUGGAAAAGAUUCAAAGGAAGACCGCAUGUGUAGAUCACGUGAGCCCGUUCAGGACCUCAAAUUGCGCGGCGCGACAUUGACGAACUCCAACUACACCCUGUGACCGGUUGGUGCGAGCAUUGGAAAACCAUUCAGACUGAGAGAGAGAAAACCAUAAUCAAUUCUCCCAAAGAAGAAACCAUCAAAUAAGGCUAUACCGUUUGUCCAAAUACUCGAUCAAUUACUUGAACGAUUGGACGGACACAACUAUCGCCGCGUCCGCCGUACACCAAGAAUGACACCCAUGCGCCGACAUCCUUAAGAUCUGGAUUUUUUUGGGACGAGCCAUUGAGAAGUAAAGAGCUUGGAAAAAUAGGAAACAAGGAGACGACAAAGACGCAACCAUGCCACCGAAGAAGAUACCCUUAACAUCACCACCUCCGGUAACGAUAGCUACGCUCCGCACCGUGUUAACGCACAUCGGCGCCGCGACAAGCGGGACGAAACCUGUGCUUCUAUCUCGGCUGUCCAAGGCGCUUCGUGGUGCGCCGCCUUCAUUCAAUGCCUCCACCUGUUCUUCGUCUUCAUCUUCUCCCUCUUCCAAAGGUACAGAUUGUAAGAGUAAUGCUAGAAGAGAUGGCAGUGUUAAAGGCAAGAGCGAGAAAUCAGUACGAGUGCUUAGCAUCGACAUGGGAAUCAGGAACCUCGCGUUUUGCGUUGCAGAUGUAGAGUUUCCAGGGCGUGGGACAAUAGCUUCUUCGCCGUCUACCAGCGGAAGCAGCGACAAAGGAGAGGAAAGAGGACUCGACAGCGUGGAGAUGCACAUCCAAGCUUGGAGGAAAUUAGACGUAGCCCGCGAAAUUGGCAAGACCACGAAUGCAGGGGACCUUAUGGCGAUCAAUGGCGCAUCAGAUGAUAUAGGCAUGGAAGAAGAGGAGGAGGAGCGAGAUGUAGCAGCAGCAUAUACCCCAUCAACCAUGGCACGCACGGCGUAUACCCUCCUCAGCCGAACUCUCCUCCCCUACAACCCAGACGUCAUCCUCAUAGAAAGACAGCGAUGGCGCUCCGGUGGUGGAGCAGCGAUUCAACAGUGGACUGUGAGAGUCAACACGCUCGAAGGCAUGCUAUGGGCGAUCCUCACAGCUCUGCGCGAGGAAUCUCAGGUAUCGAGAACAUCGAGAACAUCGACGACACAUAAGGCCGACAAGAGUAUUACUCCAUCGCAUGGCGACUCAGACUCAGAACGGCCGCCACAGCAAGAACGGAACUACGAGAUCCACGCCAUCGACCCAAAACGCGUCGCCCACUUCUGGCUUGACUCCCCUCCUUCUUCUCCCUCUUCAUCCCCCACAUCCUCAGAAACCACAAACUCCCCAAGCACAAGAGCAAGCGGGACAACAUCCCGCAAAAAGGCCGAAAAGAAAGCAAAGAUAGCUCGUCUCCAGCAGUUCUUCUUCCACUCCACCAACACGGACCAGUCUCAACCCGAAUCCCCAAUAUCGACAACGACGACACAACCGCUGGACCUCGGGCUCCCGUCUACGAACCUGGCAUUCGCCUUCUCGCCUCCGGCCCACGAGACGAAAGAAGCGCUUCGACCAAACGUUACACCUACUUCAAGGGGAAAGGGGAAGAAGAAGAAGAAGAAGAAGGGAGAAAAGGGUGCGGAUGAGAAGGCGGACGGAGAGGAGGCAACGUCGAAGGCGAAGCUGAAUAAGCUGGACGAUGUCACGGAUUGUUUUCUCCAGGCAGCGGCGUGGGUUUGUUGGGAGGGAAACAGGGCGGGUGUGAGGAGGGGGGUCGAGGGGGGAGGGGUUGAGUGGUUGGGACGUGUUUUGGAUGGAGGUGGUAGUAGUGAUGGGAAGGUAGAGGUGGUUGCUGCGAAGGUGAAGAAAGGGCGAGGGAGAAAGAAAGUAAAGGAAGAGACAGAUGAGUGAUGGGGCGGAGGUCAAGCAGACGGACGGUGAUGAUACCCAUAGUCAGAC
Molecule: messenger RNA, 2011 nt
Organism: Aaosphaeria arxii CBS 175.79
Lineage: Eukaryota; Fungi; Ascomycota; Dothideomycetes; Pleosporales
Product: ribonuclease H-like protein
Exons: 1
Coding region: 431-1963 (510 amino acids)
Cellular component (GO): mitochondrion
Molecular function (GO): flap-structured DNA binding; Y-form DNA binding; crossed form four-way junction DNA binding
Source: RefSeq, a predicted model, not a curated record